AUAAUUCCGGAAGGGGCGGGGCCUGUUACCAUGGAAAAUUGUGUUCGCUUGUUUACCUCGCGGAAAACAUGGAGGAUGUGUUGGAUCUCGGGGAGGCUCCGAGCCGGAGAACUGGGGUAAAGAUGGGACGUCGAGCUCGUGCAGCUCAGGAAACCCAGCAGGAAACAGCUGAUGUGUCACGGAACCAGACUGGAAGAGAGGGCCCACCUAAACCUUUACGGCAAGGAGGAUGGGCAGAUGACUCGUCUGGUCCUUCAAAGUCUACAAGGCGAAUGACUGAUGAUGUGGAAGAUAGCCGUCUGAAGCAGCAAAGCCUGGAUGAGUCAGAUGAAGGAGAAGACAUUCCAGUGAUACCAGAUCUUGAAGAUGUACAGGAAGAAGAUUUAGCUCUACAAGUAGCUUCCCCCCCAAGUGUUCAGGUGAAUAGAGUUAUGACAUACAGGGACCUGGAUAAUGACCUUAUGAGACAUGCUGCCUUCCAGUCUCUGGAUGGAGAUGUCGAUCUAAAACUUCUUACUAAAGUGUUAUCCCCAGAGCCAGAGGAGAACGUACGGUGGGAUUGGGAUUUACUUUUUACAGAGGUGUCAUCUGAGCUCAUCACAGAAUGGGAUGUGGGGAAGAUGGAGAAAGAAGACAUGCUGAAACCCAGCCCACUAGUGAGCUGAUGGUUCUUGGUUUUCAUUUCAAAAGUUAUUUAUAUGUAUACAAUAAUUAAAGAUGUUUAAGUAAACACUCUAA
Molecule: messenger RNA, 738 nt
Organism: Xenopus laevis (African clawed frog)
Lineage: Eukaryota; Metazoa; Chordata; Amphibia; Anura; Pipidae
Gene: ift43.L
Product: intraflagellar transport 43 L homeolog
Exons: 9
Coding region: 69-665 (198 amino acids)
Biological process (GO): intraciliary retrograde transport
Cellular component (GO): intraciliary transport particle A; cilium; cytoskeleton
Source: RefSeq, a predicted model, not a curated record